AUGCACCAACGGUUCGCCGCCUCGGCGCUCCGCCGGGAGCUGUCGCAGGCGCCAACCAGAGUCUCGCGACGGCAAUGGAGCUCCGGGCCUAGAGCCAGAGCGAGAACGGCCAUCUUCUUUCCGGGCCAGGGCGUUCAGAAAGUCGGCAUGCUCACGCCAUGGCUCGAGGCCUUUCCCGCGACAACGUCCCAGAUCAUGGAGGAGAUGGACCACUACGCAGGCUACAAGCUCUCCGACAUUAUACAAAACGGACCCUCCAAGGUCCUCACGCAAACGACCAACUCGCAGCCGGCCAUUAUGGCCACCUCGAUCAUCAUCCUGCGCAUCCUCGAAAAGGAAUUCAACUUUCACGUCGCCGAGCACUUUGACGUGGCGCUGGGCCACUCGCUCGGCGAGUUCGCCGCCCUCGUCGCCGGCGGCUACCUCAGCUUCCCCGACAGCCUGUACCUUGUGCGAGAGCGCGCGGCGGCCAUGUCGCGGGCCACGCAGCAGGCCGUGGCCGAGUACGGUGGCGAGUACGGCAUGGUGGCCAUGAUCACGGAGCCGGGCCACCUGCCGGGGCUCAUCGACGCCGUGCACGACUUUGUCGGGCACUCGAGCGCGUACGGCACCGAGGCCGAGGCCGAGACUCGAGCGCGAACGAGCGGCCUCAGCAGCAGCAGCGAGCUCGACGUGCCGCCCAUCGAGCAGGUGCUGAUUGCCAACAUCAACAGCAAGAACCAGAUUGUGCUGAGCGGCAGCAUCGAGCGCAUCCGCACCCUCAUUGCCCACGUCCGCCAGUUCCACGGCCACGACCCGCGCGCCGUCCGCCUCGCCAGCGACAGCCCCUUUCACAGCCCCAUCAUGCGUCCCGCUGUGAGCGUCAUGCGCCGCAUGCUACACGGCAAGAGCCGCGUCCCCGGGCGCGAGCACGAGGACAUUGUCACGUGGCCCGGCACCGUCGAGUCCAUCAGCAACGUCACCGCGCGGCCCUUUCGCAGCAAGGAGGAGCUCAAGGAGCUGCUCGCCCGCGGCUGCCUCGAGACGGUCCGCUGGUGGGACAGCAUCCGCUACCUGGACAGGGAGGAAAAGAUUCGCCGCUGGGUCGGCAUUGGCCCGGGCAAGGUCGGCCGCAACCUGGUUGGGAAGGAGGUCGGCAUGCGCGGCAAGGAUUUGGUCAAGGGCGGCGGCGUCUGGGCGAUUACGGACCCGCUCGAGGUCGAGGAGGUCAUCAAGGGCCUCGAGGAGACGGCGUACAUUAUCGACGACGAGGAGUGGGAAGACGACGGCUGA
Molecule: messenger RNA, 1272 nt
Organism: Akanthomyces muscarius
Lineage: Eukaryota; Fungi; Ascomycota; Sordariomycetes; Hypocreales; Cordycipitaceae
Exons: 2
Coding region: 1-1272 (423 amino acids)
Biological process (GO): fatty acid biosynthetic process
Cellular component (GO): mitochondrion
Molecular function (GO): [acyl-carrier-protein] S-malonyltransferase activity
Source: RefSeq, a predicted model, not a curated record